Molecule: messenger RNA, 5605 nt
Organism: Salvelinus namaycush (lake trout)
Lineage: Eukaryota; Metazoa; Chordata; Actinopteri; Salmoniformes; Salmonidae
Gene: rps6kc1
Product: ribosomal protein S6 kinase polypeptide 1
Exons: 16
Coding region: 107-3601 (1164 amino acids)
Biological process (GO): protein phosphorylation
Cellular component (GO): early endosome
Molecular function (GO): protein kinase activity; phosphatidylinositol binding; ATP binding
Source: RefSeq, a predicted model, not a curated record
AUUGUUCUAUCUCUGUGUAGCAGCGGCUAUCUGGAACGAAGCAAAGCAGCCCCGGCUUUUUAGACUGGGAAUCAGCUGGCUAGCUAAUGGCUAUGCUUCAAUCAGAAUGAUAUCGCAGCGGGAACGAGGAGAACUCGCACGUUUUUAUACUGUUACGGACCCUAAAAAGCAUAAGAAAGGCUAUACAGUGUACAAAGUCACUGCAAGGAUCAUCUCCAGAAAGAACCCGGAGGACGUCCAAGAGAUCACGGUGUGGAAGAGGUACAGUGAUUUCCGGAAACUUCAUCACGACCUCUGGCAGCUACACAGGAAUCUCUUCAGCCAAUCAGAGCUCUUCCCACCCUUCGCCAAGGCCAAAGUGUUUGGUCGUUUUGAUGAGACGGUGAUUGAGGAGAGGAGGCAGUGCUCAGAAGAUCUGCUCCAGUUCUCUGCUAACAUCCCAGCCCUCUACAGCAGCCAGCACAUUCAGGACUUCUUCAAGGGAGGGGAGGUCAGCGACGGCUCAGAGCUUAUUGGACCGGCCGAACCCUUCUUGGACUUCCUGGCUGACAGCCUAUCAGACUGCGGCUCUGAAGUUCAGAGGGAUCUCGGUGGAGUAGAUGAUUUGACCAUUACCAGUCAGUCUGAAUAUGGAGGUCCGUCCAGUGACAGUGACCUGACUUCCCUGGCCGUAGACAUAGACUCUUUGGCUGAGCUGGACGAUGGCAUGGCCUCUGGCCGUAGCUCGCCCAACCAGCCACUGGGAGGCUCCAGCACCAUCACCAGUACCCACAGCAGCCCCUCUCUGCCCCCCCUGUAUGACUACCAGCAGCACCACCAUCAGCAGCACACCUCGAAUCCAGCCCCCGGCUCCCCAGCCCCCGAGGUCAGCCGAACCAGCAGGACAGCGCUGUUCCCCUCCAGUCUGAGGAGAGGUAACGCUAACGCCAGGGAAACCAAGAGAGACUACCUGGACAGGGCUAGCGAACACAUCCGAUUGGCUGUGCAGAAGGAAGCAGAGCAGGACUACCAAUCAGCGUUCUCCUACUACAGGAGCGGGGUGGAUUUGCUUCUGCAAGGGGUGCAAGGCGAGCCCAGCCCUACGAGGCGGGAGGCUGUGAAGAGAAGGACGGCUGAGUAUCUGAUGCGUGCUGAGCAGAUAUCCAAUCAGCAUCUGAGAAACAGCAUGGGUCAAGGGUCAACACAGACAGUGGCCAUGGGGGCACAAUGUUCUACCGCCACAUGCAGAGGGGGUCAGCAGAGUCCAGCCGAGGAGCUCAGGGCCUACAUGGUGCUGGGGGUCAUCGAUAAGGUUCUUCUGGUUAUGGACAAGAGAACCCAGGAGACCUUUAUUUUGAAAGGCUUGAGGAAGAGCAGUGACUGUGGGAGACCCAAGCGGACCAUCAUGCCUCACUCUGUACCCCACAUGGUGCGGCUGAGGAAGUUCAUUGUCUCAGAGGACACUGUGUUUCUUCUGCUACAUUACGCUGAGGGUGGGAAGCUGUGGUCUCACAUUGGGAAGUUCCUGCGUAACUCCAGCCCGGAGGACAGCUUCGACAUUCCCUUCAUUCAGAAAAGCCACACUACGGCAGUCUACUCUGCCCAACAUGCUGCUCCCAAGCUGGGCUUGGACUCUGGCAGCUCUGGGUCUGGGCCUGGAGCUGGGUCUGGUUCUGGAUGUGUGCUCCAGAGGCAAGAGGAGUCUUCUCUUGUCCUCCCCCAGAAGAGUGCUCUGCCUCCUGGACUGGCUGACCGCCUUAGGCCCCAGCCGGACUCUGGAGCGACCUCUGAGUUAGAGGAGUGCACCGACAGUUAUCUGAAUCUCUGUAAUGAGUACGAGCAAGAAAAGGUAGAACCAGAAGCUCUAGGAGAGGGGGAAGAGAAGGAGGGAGAGGGGUGUGUGUCGAGAGGACAGGAAGCAUCGUCGCUGGAUGUCACCGUCACCACGACGACCACUUCCUCCAGGACUCGCUCACUGCUUAGCAACGACAGCCUCUGCUCUCCAAUCAGCGCCCAGGAGCUGCGUUUCUUUACUCAGACGGCCGGGGAUCACAACAACGGGCGUUGCCAGGAAAUCGGGCAGGACCACGGCGAGGUGUUCAGCCCCUUGCUCUCCCCCGCCGUUCCCCUCUCGUUGGACCAGUCCAAACGCACCCCCAUGGAGUUCUUCCGUAUCGAUAGUAAGGACAGUGCUAGCGAGGUGACGUGGUGUCCUGACUCGGCCGAGCUGAGGCCCAAACCAGACCCUUCCAAGCCACUCCCCUUCCUGUCCACCUCUGACCUGGGCUCUGAAGUCACAGACCUGUCGGACUUUGUGGAGGAGGUGAAAGGUCAUGGAGGUGGGUCUGACUGGUGGGGUCUGGAUGGUAGUGACCAGGGCUCUAAUGAAUCGGUACCAGUCAUCUCCUUUAAAGAGGCAGUGGUGGAGGACGAGGGUCGACCCCCUGACCUCCUGGUCAACCUGCCUGGGGUCAUGGGUGGGGAGGGGUUGGUGGGGGUAACUGGGGAAGUGGAGGCCCUACAGGAGGAGCUGGUGUCCUCGGGGGUGUGUCUGGCCCAGGAGGCCAAAACCUCCCCUAAGUUGACCCAGCCGGACGUGCUGCAGCUCCACCAUGAACUUGAGGAGGGGGAGGAGCUGGCUGUGGUGCGGGCCCUCCCCUCGAGGGACAAACACACCACCUCUUCCUCUCCCUGCGCCUCCCUGGGGGACGACUGUGGCCUGGCCUUCGGACAAGAUUCCAAAAUGGCUUCCGGAGCUCCCGUACUCCCGAAUAAGGACUUCCUCCCUGCCAGCGCUGUGUCUAUAGCCCCGCUCUCUUCCUCCAUCACAGACAUUCCAUUCGCUGACUCACUUAGCUCACUUCCUGAAAGAUUAGAAGCCAUUUUGAACCCACAGGUACACCCUGACAGUUUGGUUCUUAACCCAGACGGGACGAUAGCUGGCUCCAACUGUGGUCAGGAUGGGACAGGAGCCAGCUCUGGGGCAGAGAGUGCACUAGGCGUUGAGUCCCAGUUCCAGGCCUGUAAGGCUGGUGUGUUUGGUGUGGAGGACAUGGUAGAGUCAGAUAAGGAUGUGUCUCGGCUGUUUGCAGAGCUUGACCAGUUGUCUGCUGUAGCGUCCCAGGCCAGGAUUCCAGAGGAGUUUGUGAGGUGCUGGGCGGUGGACAUGGUCUCUGCCUUGGACUCACUCCAUCAGGAGGGCAUCGUCUGUAAGGACCUCAACCCCAACAACAUCCUCAUCAACAGCAAAGGCCAUGUUGAGCUGACGUAUUUCUGCAGCUGGAGUGACGUGGAGGACUCCUACGACAGGGAGGCCAUCGCUAACAUGUACAGUGCACCAGAGGUGGGCGGUAUAAGCGAGGAGACGGCAGCGUGUGAUUGGUGGAGUUUGGGAGCCAUCUUGUUUGAGCUGCUCAUAGGCAAGUCUCUGCUGCAGUGCCACCCAGCUGGUAUCAGUCGCCACACGGCCCUCAACGUCCCUGAGUUUGUAUCUGAGGAGGCUAUGUCGCUACUGGUGGAGCUUCUCCAGUUCAACCCCAUAGAGAGGCUGGGGGCGGGGGUGGCAGGAGCAGAGGACAUCAAAUCACAUCCCUUCUUUGGCCGAGUGGACUGGCCCAAAUAAGCCCAGUGCAUUGUGGGACGGUGGACGGUGGUCAGAAAUGAAUGCUGUUGGCGGAUCGAGCUGCUGACAGGGUGGGCACACACACACACACACACACACACACACACACACACACACACACACACACACACACACACACACACACACGUACACCCAGACAUGGCCAGUGUCAACAAGUGAACUCUUGUUGGGGAGUUGGUCAAAUCGUCUACACACCUACCUUGUACAUGUUACUCUCACUGACGUUCUCUUUUUCCUCAUGUUGAGCAGCUUAGACUGUUGAGACAUGAUGCAUGUGGUGCAAUAAACUAACUAGUGCUUUUAUGGAAGGGUGGUUCACAAAGUCAAUGAAACGUUUUAUUAUUUCAACAAGACAACCAACGGUCUUCUGACAUUUCACAGUCCAUGUACGUUCCCCUGUAUUGAUAGGUUGCAUACUGUUUUCUCCGACCUAAAAUUGUAGAUGCCCUCCUCUUGGCCGCAGAGCCAGAAUGUUGCUGUUUUAAACCUUAAUAUCCUGCAAUUCUACACUUUGCCAUGGGGCGAACUGAAAAUGUUACUGUUUUAAAGCUAAUUCCCUGCAAUUCUACACUUUUACUACAAUUCUACACAUAAUUCAACACAUUUUGCUGUGGGGCGGUGAGAACAUUUUUUACUUUUAAAGCUAGUUUCCUGCAAUUCUACACAUUUUGUCAUAGCAUAAGAACACGGCAUAAGCCAUUUGAGUGACUCAAACAUAACAUCUAUGGGGCCCCAUGCCAUUUUUUGACUUUUAGAUUCUCCCGGACUGUCUAGUUUUUGUUUUGGUGAUUGUUAGUUCUCAAAGAUGAUCUUAUUUUAAAAUAUAUAGCUCUUAGCUUUUCUACCUACUUUUAUAUCUGGUUUUAGUCAUUUCCGUUUACACUGAAAACAUUUUAUCCUGAAAGUUAUUUGAAUUUUUGCAUAAAAAAAAAAACUACAUAUUUUUGGGAGUUUUGACAACGAUUGGCCACUGCUAGAUGAAUAUAGGGGAAACACUGGCAUUGUACACGGGAGAUGCAUUGUAUAACAUUUGCCAUGGUUGAAUGAAGGGUGAAUAUUGGUUGGAUUAUGGUUGAGUAAUGUUUUUGUAGGGUUGUCUGAAUGAUAUAGUCGAAGGUGCGUUUUUUUUUUUAGCCAGAGAAACCCUCUACUGUACAUCAGUGUUCUUCUGUGCAUUUGAUAAUAUAUUAUAUAUCAUAUUUAAUGAAAAGACAACUAUUAUAGAUUCAAUAAUUGAUGUUCAUGCAUUGAUCUCGUCAUGUCCAUUGUCAUGUAGCCUAAAACUCCCCAUCUGUGUGUUGUCAAGGUAACUUGUAAUGUCAUUUAUAUUCAUCUGUCUCACACCCAAUCCUCAUUGGUGUCCACUUCUACUCUGACCAAUACCUACUAUUUUCAAUCACUCACUGCCUCUACACAAUUUUUUUUACAAUGAAUGUAGAGCUCCCAUCGGAUGACCUGACAGACUCCGCCUAUUACAAGUCCCACUGUAUGCUGCCUUCCUUGUUAAAAUGGCAGAACACUGUCACCCCCAAUGUAACUCCUGCGCAUCACAUACUGCCUCCUGCGCAUCACAUACUGCCUGUAACUAACCACAGAUCUAGGAUCAGCUUACACUAACCCAAUAUAACCAUAAACUACUCCGAGGAAAAACUGACUAUAGACCAGUACUUGGACACCUUGAUGAUUUGAAAAUCCCUAUUCAAACCUGAUUGAUUCCUCUAUUUUGUUCUGGCUCUCUGGUUAAUUGAUUGACUAACGGCAUGGCAUGGACCUAGCAGUUAGCCGUACACUUAGUCACUAUCCAUGUCCUACAAUGACCUAUUCUCUGAGAUGCCAAACACUACCAGUGAGAGAUGUAUGUAUGCCUACAAUAGUUGGUUUUGUAUGUUUCUUACUGUAUCUAGCUAUUCUCACUUACACAUGUUUUAUGUAUUAGUCUGUCUUCUCUGGAAUACAACUUAAUAAACACACAUCUGGAUCAUC